Linum trigynum is the source of this 870-nucleotide messenger RNA. The record is from the annotation of a GenBank genome assembly. Lineage: Eukaryota; Viridiplantae; Streptophyta; Magnoliopsida; Malpighiales; Linaceae.
AUGAAGUCUCAUAAUUCCAGUUCUAACACCCUUGUUGAGAUAAUAGAGGCCACGCCAGCAACAUUAGCGGUGGUGCACAAGGCGGGUCAUAUUAACAAGAGAAGUUGUUCAAAGAAUAAGGCUGCCCUGAAAAAUCAGGGCAAGGCUGUUGUGAAAGAAGGAGGCGGCAGAGGGGAUCAAUUGGAUCAUCAUGUUCAUAUAUGGACGGAGAGGGAAAGGAGGAAGAGGAUGAGGACCAUGUUCACCAAUCUUCAGUCCUUGCUCCCUCAACUCCCUUCCAAGGUGGACAAGUCGAGCAUUAUAGAUGAGGCAAUAAGCUACAUCAAGACCCUUCACCAAACUCUGCAAUCACUAGAGAAGCAGAAGCUCGAAAAACUCCAAGGAUUCACCAAUCUCGACGGCGAGCAGUCUGCAGUUUCAGUGAUCACAACAUCCCGAGCAGCAACACCACCGCAUCUACCAUCGACAGCAGCUGAUCACCAUUCAUGCACAAGGGAAGCAUUCUUGGCUUCUCAGGGACCGUCAAAGUCGUUCCUCUCGUCGAUCACUACUACUACUCUAUCUCCAAUAACCUUAGGGUUUGAGACGUGGUUUUCUCCCAACGUGGUGCUGAACAUGUGCGGAGAAGAUGCCCAAAUCUGCGUGUGUUCGAUAAAGAAGCAAGGCUUGCUUGUUAACAUCUUGCAUAUACUGGAGAAGCAUAACUUGGAUGUUGUCUCUGCUCAUAUCUCCUCUGACCACCAUCGUUGCACCUACAUGAUUCAUGCCCAUGCAAGUGCACGUUGUAGGCAAUUUCCAGAGUCAUUGUCGCUGGAAGAUACAUUCAAGCUAGCGGCUGGGGAGAUGAACUUAUGGUUGUUGUCAUGUUGA